GAAAAUAGAUUUUACAGGAAUGUGAUUAUCAUUUCGUUUAAAAUGAUAUGUUUUGCUUCAAUCUUUCUUUCGUAACUCGCUCGUAAGUUAUUUAAAUAUGCUGGACAACUUCUUCAAAGGAGAUAUCCCAAGUAUUUUCGAGACAACGAUAAAACGCGAGAAAGGGAAAUCCGCCGAUAAUUCAACAACAUCGAAGCUGAAAGAUUACAGAAACGAAGAAGAAUUCUUGAAGAGUGUCACAGCUACGAUAUGCUAUUGCGGCUCGUUUUGGACCUUUGGAAUGGCGGCUGCUGUUAUUGGGCCGACGUUGCUGGAACUAGGUUGUGUAACGAACCGCCCGGUUAAUGUGAUGAGUUGGGUCUUUUUUUCGCAAGCACUAAGCGCCUUGUUUGGAUCAAGUUUAGGAGGAUUUUUGGCAGACAGGUAAAGAUUUAAAUUCAUUUUAUAAUUUUCGAAUGUAAAUUAAAUAUGGUAAAGUCCUCAGUAAGUAAAAAAUUCCAAGCGAUUUAACUGUAAAAUCGCAAAUGAUAUUUUGUGUAUUUUACAUGCUUAGAAUACGAAAAUAAUGCACACCAUAGGCAAAAAAGGCCCUACGAGCUCUUUUUAUAAAGCUCUCUUUAGGGAUUUAUCUUAUUACGCCAAUAAAAGGCUCAAAGACAGAUAAACGCAAUGGAGUGAAAAAAGUUAAGUGAGAAAGGCAGUUUCUUCUAACUAAGGCCCCAUGUAGGGCAUUCUAAACAGGAAAGUGGAGGUCGUCAUACACUAUCAGUCUUCUACUGUAUGCUACAUGCGGAGCAAUAAGGGGAUGCCCUGUGAAUUCCGUCUGGUAAGCAGGUUUAUUUAACAACAGCAUAAAAAUCAUGUUGAAGAGAUUUUAAUUUUAGGCGUUAAUCUAUUAAUAAAACAUCCUUAAAAUAGAACUGAAGUCUAUCUCAGGGAAACGACGCAAACGUUCUCUGCGAGUUUUAUCAGCGAUCUUGGCGCUGGCGGAUCGAUAACCUGUGAACAGCAGUAUACCGAUAACCUGUGAUAACAGUAGUAUACCAAAGAACAGUUCGUAUAGAAUGUAAAACUCUCAAUCAAAAGACAUUGAUAUUAAUUCUCUUCUCAUAUAAAUACGAAAAUGGUACAUAUUAAUCUUGAACAAUAUAAUCUUAACAGCAUCUUAAUUUUUCCUCGCCUUUCUUUCUAAAGUUACAUUGUUGUAUAAGUUUGCUGUAUCCGUUUCUAUAUCGUUGCAUGUGAUGAUUACAAUAUUAAGGAUGAACAAUCGAUUGUUAGUUACUGAUGAUAUCACAAUGUCUGCCUACGCGAAUACGACAUACGUUUUUACAAUCUCUGCAUACGCGAAUACUAAAUAGGUUUUCGGUCUACACUUCUGAGCUAAAGUUGGUACUUUUUAACCUCGACCCCCUGAAAAAGUCUUUAAGCAAUAAGUGCUUAAAUCAGAAAACAUUUAUUUCGUUGUGUGUAAAAACUGUAGUUUUUCUUGAUCGUUUCUUCCGAAAAUUUCCCUCAUAAACUAACUAUAUCUUAACCAGAUCUCCCUCGCGUUUUUCGUUUGAAAUCUGCUGGACCAGUUGGCUAGACAGUGGGAGAUUUGAGUGCGAGAUAAGAGCCAAAAACUAGAAUAGAAUAGACAGAAGACGUCAUUGCCACGUUGCCAUGGUAGCCAAAUUUCUGGAUGUCAACAAACCGUGGUGUUGCAAAUAUGGCAGAAAAAAAAAUUGACGUGUAUAACUUUCCUGUGCAUGAGUGCAUUCAGGAACAAAACGAUGGCCCAUACUUUUCUUCCAUCGUUACACUAGAAAAAGGGGGGUGAAUAGGAGUAUGCAAAUCCGCCGAUCCGUUAUGAUUUAUUAACCAAAUCCGCCGUUAAAUUUUCACCCUGAAUCCCGAAAUCCGAGCAAAAAUAUUUGUAUUACAAGCAGAGUCCAAAAUCCGCGACCAAAAAAUAGAUGAAUCCGCAUUCCGCUGCGGUUGCAGAAUCCAGAAAUCCGUUAAAAUCUCGCUUUGAAUCCGAAAUCCGGGCAAAAAUAUUUGCAAAAUCCGCCGAUCCGUUGGCCUAUUCACCCCCCUCUAGAAAAGCAAAUGGUAUUGCUACCAUGCUACCGUGGUAACGUGACCUCACUCACCUCAUUUUAUGCUCUUUUCAGGUACGAUUGUAACGUCAUCUUGUUGUACUGCGUGACUUUCGUAGCAGUAUACCUAGCUAUCAUUCCAGUGUGUCACGUAUUUGGCAUAAUGCUGGCGUUUUUUGCCCUGUUGGGAGUUCACAUGGGAAUAAUUGACACAGUAGCAAACAGUAUCCUCAUCAAAAUUCACGGGAAAAAGGUGCGUGUAUUAUGGAGCGUAUUCACUCACGUGGCCAGCAUCUAUGCAAAUUUACGGGAACAAAAGAAAUUUUUUACAUAAGAAAAGAGUCCAACCCCCACAGGAUUUGUUUGGACCACCAAUUUGGCCGCCGUUUCAUUGUUUUGGAAAACCAAUAUGGCCGCCGUGACGUCAUGUGAAUACGCGCAUUAUGUAGAUUAGCAAAAGAACGCAAAAAGUGCGCGGAAAGGGCUGAAAGCGACUCCAUUGCUCCAGUCGGUUUGCACAAUCUGACCGCGCCAUUAAAGAGCUUAAGCAAUGACAACGGCGACAUCAACGAGAACGGCAAAAAAGCAAUAGGUUUAGAUUGGCAAAACAAAAACAUCUGCACGUGCAUCACGCUUUUUUGUACAUUUCUUUUCUGUUACUACACGACUGAAGAGGACGUGAAAACACAAGACAACGAUUUUCUUAUUCUUUUCUUGAACUUCGAUGCAGUCUUUUAGAAUUCAAAUCUAGAAAAAAUUGCCAACAUUUGACGAAUUGAACAAUAUGGAAUAAGUGCUGUAAAGUUUGCAGCAGAGCGACUUCACUUUUUAAGAGACAUUUCCUUAACCGUCGCUGUCGUUGUUGCUUAAGAGUCUCUAUUAUCAUCAGCGCGUCCUCUCGGAAGUCACGUGACUUGACGGUACGCGUAAGCGUACUCCUGUACAGACUCAUUGCUUUGGGGGAGGAUGGGCAAGAGUCGACCUUGCAAAGGAGGAGUUUUCUUCUUGUUUUUGCAAAAAUCUAACAUAGUAUUUCAUCAUAUAUCAUAUUGAACACGGAGAAAGUUGAAAAAUUGUCUCGUGAGAAUGCGUAAAGAAUUUGAUUUAACUUCUCAAUCAAUCACAAAACGUCACAGAGCGUUAUUUGCUUUGAGAAAUACAAACCUUUAGUGAAAAUUGGUUUUUAUUGACUUUUUUCGUUAAUAUGGUCAUUUUGAAUUUUUAUAGGUGGCACCAAGAUUACAGGUAAGUGAUACUCUGUUCCUCGGAAUCCUUGGAAAUUACGAAGAGUGUUCUGUUCCAUAAAAAAGAACAGAGAUAAAAACGAAUUUAACACUCAUUAAAAGUUCAUUCUUUUGUACUUUCUUUCUGGAUUAUGAUGAAAUAUCAAACACGAUAUCCAAACACUGUCAAGUCACAUAUCAAACACGAGAAAAAGUGUCUCAUCUGAUAUCAAGACACCGAGAAAUAAUAUAAAACGAGAAUUGAAGGAAUGCUGAUACUCAAAUACCGUGACGUCAUAUAUAAAACACAAGAGGAAGUGUUUCAUCUGAUAUCCAAACUACUGACAAGCAAUAUAUCAAACACGGCAAGGAGCCUUUCAUCCUAUAUCCAAACUCCGAGAAGUAAUAUAUCUCCAACAUUAUAAGUGUUUCAUCCCGGGGGUUUCAUCUGAUAUCCAAACACCGAGAAGUAAUAUAUUAAACACGAGAAGGAGUGUUUCAUUUGAUUUCCAAACACCGAGAAGUAAUAAAUUAUGCACGAGAAAGAGUGUUUGAUCUGAUAUCCUAACACCGAGAAGUAAUAUUUCAAACACUAGAAGGAGUUUUUCAUCUGAUAUCCAAAUAUUAAUAUAAGACACGAGAAGGUGUGUGUUUCAGCUAAUAUCGAUACACCAAGAGGUAAUAGAUUAAACACGAGAAAGUAUGUUUCAUCCGAAAUCCAAACACCGAGGGGUGAUUUAUCAAAUACCAUGCAGGAGGAGUGUUUCAUCUGAUAUCCAAACACCGAAAAGUAAUUUAACAGGUUAACACACGAAGAAGUUUUUCAUCCAAUAUCCAGACCCUGAGAAGCAAUAUAUGAAAUAUAAGAACGAGUGUUUUAUCUGUGUUAUAACCGAAGGGGUACGUGUUGAUAUUACGUCUCAGUUUUUCGAUUAAAUUCUCUGACUCCUCAAAUGAAUUCAAAGUUUAAUUAAACACCCCUCAUUUAACAAAAUUUUAUGGUACCUUUUUUUUAUCCUAACAUCCUGCACUGUGGUAUUAUAUCCGUUGGUUUCGUCAUUAAUUGUUUCUGAGUUCUUCCCGGUAAAAGGGCGCCUAGAAAGGGCGGAAGUCAAUCAGAAUUCGAAUUUUUUUCGUUCCCUUACGAAUUGCGUCAUUUAGCGGAUUGUAACACUAUUAAACAAGAUUCAAGCAUGCUUUGUUGCCUUUUGUCUCGCAGAAUUACUAAAGAAAACUCAUCAACUCAAGUAAAUUAAGGCAUGGGUCCCCAAUGAUUCAAUAAAAAAGUGAUGGGGGGUGGUCUAUCUCUGAGCACGAAAGCAGUAGAAAGAUGAAACCUUGCCAGAUACAUACAUGUGUGGUUUCUGUCAAUUAGGUGAUGUUCAAUUAUGCAAAUGUUGUCACGUGACUCCACACGGCCAGAAAACAAUAAAAAGUCUUUAAACAAAAAUGGCAACACUUUUUGUUGUGAGUUAUUAAACCGGACUGGUUUAGAACAAUGUGUAAUGCAAGCAUCUACAAGACUGUGUUUGGCCUUUUUUGAAUUUUUUACUGUUUUAGAAAAUAAACGGCUUUUUCAACUAGACCCAGUCCCCCAAAGCAAUUGUAUCCCAUCUUAACGCCUUCGAUUUUAAAUAUCUAAAAAAGGCCAAGCACAGAAGUGACACAUUAAACGGCAUUAACAUUAUGUAACCGGCAAAAUAAUUGAAGACACACGAAAAAGUGUUGCCGUUUGAAGAACAAGCUUUUUCAGCCAAUGGAGGUCACGUGACCUAAUUUGCAUAAUUUUAAAGCACAAAAUUGACACAAACUAAAAAUGUGGUUAGCUGGCAAAGUUUUAUGUCUAUUCAUCUAAAGCUCUUAGAUAUAGACCACACCCUUACUUUUGAAGAGAGCAAAUUAAGGCAAAUUGAGGCCCAUGCCUUAAUUUACCUGAGAAAGCAGUACUUUUCUUUUUAUUUUCCAGUCUCUUCACUUCUUCUACGGCCUUGGGGCCCUCGUUAGCCCUGUCAUUGCAGAGCCUUUCCUGCGUAGCGCAUGCGCAGAUGGGCAUUUCCAAAGCAAUAUCUUUGGUUGGACACUUGAAAAUUCCACCCUGGAGUCUUAUAUUACGUAUAACGUGGAUGGAGUCAAGUUUAACGUGACUAUGUUGAACGAUACCGUGUCAAGAGUGUCUCUACCAAGACAUUAUCAUACUAAGUCUUUUGUUCAAUAUGCUUACUGGCUUGUAGCACUUCUCCAGGUUUGUGUUUAUAUCCCCGGACCCCGGCGGAUACUCCCUAACCCCGGGGGUAAUCCCUAUAAUUGCCUAUACCGGAAGGCUCCACACGAAAGGGGGCCCUUUUUCAGGCUUCAUCUAAGUAGCUCUAAGUAUAAAAGGGCAGAGUUUUCACUAGUAAAAGUGUAUGAAAGGGUAGGGAAAUCUGUCAUUUCAUCGUACAAAAAGGUCCAAAACGGCUAAAAGGUGCAUUUUAUGGCUAUGAGAUUUAGUUAUAUCUAAAAUUCACUGAAUUUACAGCAGUCAAAAGGGAUACAAAGUUAUACGAAAGGGCUAUCUUUUCGGUCGAAAACGGUAUAUUUUUGAGUAGGGAGUCGGACCUCCUAGCGGAGCUCCCCCGCUCCCGUAUGAAACUCUGUUGAGUACCCUCCUGGGCGCCAGACUGUAUCAGAUAUGUCUGCUUUUGGAGUGUUGUGGUUCAAUUUUAUCCUUGGUUUAAAUGUUAUUUUCUUUUGUUUUGGGGUAUGGUAAUGUAUGAUGAUGAGUUUGAAACAAAAGAAAAUAACAUUUAAACCAAGGAUAAAAUUGAACCACAACAGAUGCAAUAAGUCGAUAACAUGCAUGUACGUCUCAUAUUUCCUUUAAUUUACGAAUAAAACAAAGGAAAUAGCUAGAUGGCCACUUACAGGCGGCAAGUAGGCCCACAUACUGGAGCCUGAGCGAGGCAAAACCACCCAGUUUUCAAACGUGUCAGCUCUAACCUUUACUGUUAAGAUUUUACUGUACAAAAGGAAGACCGUUAAUUUCGUGAGUUAUCCUUUAUGGGUUACAUCAGUAUGUUGACAUAAAAAGAGUUAGAAAAUCUUGAAAAUUCACAAUGUUGCUGCAAGAUGAUAAAUUUUCAAUUCUUUUGGUUGAUUGGACUCUAUUUCGACGUGCUAAUAAUAACCCAGGCCUUUUUUCUUUCCCCCUCAAGGUUCCAGUGCAGUCAGGCCUGUUUUAUCUAAUUUAUAGACAGCGCUACCUCAGACGCUGGGCACCCGAAAUGUUUGCUGGGAGAGUUGUCACUCUCGCCGCUUUGCCUGCUGGGAAUGGAGAUGAAACAGAAAGUGAAGGUAUCGCAAACUUGUUCCCAGGGCUUUUCUCUCUUACAUAUUGAAAGGGGCUGGGGAAAAGGCUUACUGUACUCAUUCGGCAAUUUAUAAACGAGAAGAGAACUGGAACCGAAUUUGUCCCACAAUUAAUUCUGGGAUGGUUACUAUGGACGCGCCAGUGAGCCAUUGGCCAAUUGGUUUUUCUGACACUAAUAACAGUCCCAGAGGUCUUUGCGAAAGUCAGCUCGGCCCAGUUUUUCUAGAAUUGGUAGCAGCAAGAUGAUUCUUUCAAUUCGGGUGAUAACUGUGCAAAACAUAAAGCAACAAGAGAAAUUAAUCGAUUGUUAAAGAACGUGUACUUACACCUUUGGAAAAGAGGCUUCUCCUCUCUGUUUGCUAAAUACGAUCAUAUAUUUGAAGUAAGCCUAGCCGUUUAGCGAGGUAAGAGCGUAGACGAUAGUGCUUCCCUGAUGUUAAGGCAUCGUGUUUGUGUCGGUUAUUUUUUCGUCUGUGUGCACUUUUAUCUAUAAAAUUGUUGUUGUUGUUUUUUUAACUUGUAAAUCAUUUUCUUCCCCAGACCUCCCUCAGGUGUUCAAGUCUAUGGCUGACCACUCGUCUAUUAGACUAUCAUUCUGCAGUCUUUCCGCCAAAAUACCGCUGGUCACCCUACUGGCAGGCCUGUUGCUAUUCUUGUUUGAUGGAUUACAAGGGGCAUUUGGUGGCUAUGUAUACACGUAUGCGGUUAAAAGCGAAGUAGAUCUAUCCUCAUCUCAUGCUGCUUAUCUUAAUUCAUUAUUCUGGGUAGGUAGAUAAACUGAGUAAGAACGGAUUUCUCCUUCGUACUGUUAACGCAAACUGGUACCCAGAGCGCCCUCGGGUUCUUUGGUCAGUGCGUAGUCGCCAGGUGGUCGUGUCUCCUGGCGACAACCCGCUGACCUAAGGGCCCGAGCGGCUCUGGGUACGAGAUGUCGGUAAACAUAGUUUACUUCAUUCAAUUUCCUUAGCUUUUGUUUUGUUUAAUAUACUUAAUACCUGCGAGCGAUCGACAUGGCCUUAAGACAAACAUAUAGGGCAUUAGAAUGGUGACAAAUAAAACGAAAUUGGAAUGAAACUGCGACAUGAAAGGAGACAGUUCGAGACGUUGUAGUGAAAAGCCGUAAGGGACAUGGUUUGAAUUUCAUAUAUAUAAUGAAUAUGUUUCUGAAUGGAAUUCCAAGAAAUUCCCGUCUUCAAAUACUCAAUAGUACGCCCAUGUUAAUUCCUUGCAGUGUUCAUUCGCCGUUGGAAGAUUUAUUUCAAUCCUCAUUUCAGUAUUCCUGGUUCCGGACAAAAUGCUUUUCGCGAAUCUGGUAGGUAAUUAAAAGUAAUUUUAAUCAUACGAGACGGCAUAGAAAUCGUAAAUAAAUCUCCUGCGAUUUUGCAAGCGAGUUGACGUUUGCCAUAGUGCCAUUCCAAAGUUUCUCUAUUAGCUUCUGAGUAAACAACAGUGGCAUCAAUAAAAACGGCUGAAAAAAAAUUCCUCGAUCUUGCAAAAAAUGUAAAAGGAAAUACAUAGACAGUUUUAACAUUAUCUCAUACUCAUCCCUAGCUUCAAAUGCGGAGUUUCAUGCCAUUCAUAUCUAACAACUACAACUUCUACUAUAUAGAUUUUUUUCUCCUUAAAAUAUAUUUUUCUUGUCACCAUAAAGAGUAAAAAACACCAAUAAAAAAGGUCUGAGGGUUACUGUUCUUGUUUCAUCGUAAAAGACAAUAAAAUGAUAAUAACUUUGGCUUUAAAUGAUCAUUUGGCGCGAGGGGACUGGGGCGAGUUCAAGACCAGUUCGUUUGUAGCCGGGAAGAGUUAUCGCAAUCGCUAUUAAAACCACUUGGACUUUAAAAAAGGGCCUUUGUUUAUGAGCGGAACUCGCUGAUCAAAGACAUGUCAACAACAUAAAACUUUGUCAAAUGAUUUGGAGGCGAAAUAUGUCACAUUCAAGUGAAUGUAGACCGCGUGGGUCAUGGAAACAAUAGCUGAAAAUAACCUUCACAACGCGCCCAAACUUUCAAAUAAUUAUCAUGGCAGAUCAGGAUUCGCUCUCUUAGAUUAUUCCUUCUUGGUCGCAAUUUUAUGAGCAGUAGGUGAUGCGCAGCCCAAUACAAGUAAAUGAUCUUAAAAAGUUAAAAUUGUUAUAAACCGUGAUUAACCAGUUCCUCAUGACCAACCGAUAAUUGUGUUUCUGAAUUACGUUUCAGUUUGGCUCGUUUACAGCAAUAUCCGUAAUGUUAUACCUUCAUCAAUUUCCCCUCUCUUUGUGGAUUGGUACUGGCGCAUUUGGUCUGUUUAUGAGCUCUGUAUUUCCCACGACUCUCGCCUUGGCAGAAUACUACAUUGACGUCACAGGUAAAGCUGUAGCGAAUCAGUUAAAAAGUGACUUUGCGUUCUUUGAAAAUUCAGGGCGAUUAUCCCAAGUGGCUAACUUUGUAAAAUCGUUUGUUUACAAUGUCGAUAAAACGAGAAAUUCGACAAUUUUACGUCGUAGUCCUGAAGUGACCGAAAAGAAAUUUACAAAAAGCGUGAUGCACGUGUAGACUUGUUGUCGGUUGUUUUGCCAGUCUAAACCUAUUGCUAUUUUGACGUCAGUUCUCGUCGCCGUUGGGACAAAAAGUCCCUCUUAUCAAAUGACUCAUUACCAUGGGAACGAGGUUGUAUGUAUCUUCGUAUCAGAUGCCAAAUUAUCUUGUUAUACCCCCCAACUCAAGAUUCUGAUUGGAGCAGAAAGAGUCACGUGCUAAACGUGUCAAAACAAUGAUUUCAGUCCAAGUCAAUACCAUAGGUGGAGACAUUGAGUUGACCAGAAGUCUGAGUCACAAAGAGUGACAAAUAUUUCUCUUACUAUGAGUUUGUCGUAUUUUCAGGUUCAAUAACAAGUAUCUUGAUCGUGAGUUCUGCAACAGGGGAGAUGGUAUUUCCACUUCUUGUCGGAAAGGUGAUGCUUACUAAUGCAAACGUUUGUUUAAACACCCCUGAAUCCCUAACAUUCAACAACGACCGCAAUGCACCUUUGUUAUAUCGAGGUGGCAGUAAUCAUCGUACUCAGAUUGAUUUUUCUAAAUAGGCACUCUAGGAAUACUGGCAUAUUUAGCUUGACCAAAAUACCAAAGUCAUGGCUGUCACUGCCCAGGUGGUAUGUUUUUGCACAUUUAAAAACUCAUUGAUUAUUCAUAAAGAAGGAACAAUAGAAAUUAAUGUUUAAUGAGUUUCUUUAUAUCUUAUGAAGACACGGCUAAACUUUACGUUCAAUUUGUUAGACAAAAAUAACCCAAAUCUAAAUAUCAGUGCAAGAAUGAGUUGAUCUGUAUUACAGAUUUUGAAGCCGUUCAACAAACUCGCGGUCGUGUAUUAUCAGGUUUGAAAACUCUCGGUUUCGCCUCGUGUUUUUAAACCUGAUAAUACACUCCUGCUAGAUUUUUAAACAGUACUUAAGGUUCUGUUUUUUCUUCCUGUUUUGGUUUAGUUGGCAAAGAUUCGUCAGUUUUCGUUUCUGUAAAGGAGGGUCAAGAAGCUAUGUCACGCUACUUGCAUUUUUUUAUAAAAAGCUAAAACGUAUCUUCGCAUCAAUUGAAUUCUAAAAAUAUAGUCACAGAAUUGACCUAAAACAACAGUAUCCUGGUAAUAUAGCCCUUUUAACUGUUUAACAAGUAAGAUAUCAAAUUGAACAGAAAAAUUAUGUUUCUAUUUCAAAUUCCCAGGCUUUCGCCCGUGAUGGCCCUUACUCGUUCUUGGUGAUCGGGUUCUUGAUUUGUACAUUCGCUCUUCUGGUGUUCCUGAUACUGCGCAUGACAGCCAGAGCGCAACUUAACCAAUCAGGUUAGUGUAUCAUAGCAAAGGGUUGUGACGUAAAUGGAUACCUUUUAAGAGCCGGAUUUCCCAAGCUAAGGAAGGACUGGAACCAAAUAUUUCAAACUCAAUUAAUUUGAAAUACGUACGAAAAAUCUCCAUGUGCGACCCCUUCUCUUUUCUAGAGAUACCACACGUGCAUUAAUUCGCAACAUUCUCUCUUGUUGCAAACACAAAUAUUUCGGCGCGAUUUCUGUAACGGAGCGAAGCAGCGCCCCGCCGAUCUCGAAAGUGGAGCGUCAUAUAUCGGGUAGGUUCUGUGCUACACUUUGGUGCAGUGUAAACGGAUAUUCAGACCGUAGCGGAAGUGGGUAAAUGCGAGCGAGGACUGGGAUCUAGUUCACCAAACUCUCUCGGCCAACCGCUCAGGCACGAUUUUUGAUGUGUGUGAACGACUUGUUCCAGUUUUGUACCGUUGCUGUUCAUACAGUAACUAGGGAGCUUAAGCAACAAACAUGGCGACGGCUACGAAAACGUCACUUAAAAAGUGAAUUCGCGCUACUUCAAACGUUAUCGCGCUUAUUCCAACUCGUUCAAUUCGUCAAAUGUUGGCAAAUAUUUCUGGAGUUGAAUUCCAAAAGACUGUAUCAAAGUUCAAGAAAAGAAGAAGAAAGUCGUUGUCUUGUAUUCAUGUCGUCGACCAAACAUGAAAUUGGGCACUUUCACGUUGUAGUCGUACAUAAAAAAGGUGUUGCACGUGCAAAGUUGUUGUUUUACUAGUCUAAACCUAUCGCUUUUUUGCCGUUCUCGUUGUCGUCGCCGUUGUCGUUGCUUAAGCUUCCUAAUGUACUACACCGAGCAGAUUUUCGUGUCGGCACGAUAAUCUACUGCUGGUUUUCAGUGUCACGCCAUUCAAAAUAGAUCAAAAUAAAAAUCAAAACCGUUCAAUAGAUAAAGUUCAGAAUCUGGGAAAUGAAAGGAGGUACAUAUACAAAGACCCUCGCCAAGAUUCAGGUCAGAGGAAUAUUUCGUAUGCGAGAUAUCCGAAGAAAUGUUUUACCCAAACUUAUAGAGAUUUGUAUGGAGACGCCAUGUUGAUGCUCACCUGGAUGAGCUCCAACAUGGCGGACGGAAACCAACAGAAACAUCUGUUACCGAGUUUUGCUACAAAACCGUGAAUUUAUUCUUCGAGAAACUCAUAAACAUUAAAGUAAUACUUUUCUAAUACAUUAUCCGUUUAGAUAACAAAAUUUCCUGAAAUAAGUCAUUUUUUUAACCUACAUGACAACUCUCUCGGCCGUCAUGUAAAUGCCGCAACACGCAAAAGCUUAGAAAUUCAAGCGUACUCUUUCACAAAACCAACAACCCGUUUGAAGCAAAAAUUUGUAUAAAUAUUAGUUUUCAGCUGCUCUAAUGCAUCGUGAAAGUAAUUUCUCAGUAGGAUCGAUAGUUUUUUAGUUUGAAUUUUAGUGAGGUCAUGUGAAAACCAACAAUCCGGUAUACAGUGUGAACAUAACCUUAACCUUGACAAAAACUGUCCUGAAACCGUUCUUAAUGACAAGUGGCUUUUUCUUACAGUGCACGACCUAUAUCGAUGUGCCGUUAAGCGCCUAUGUCAUUGUAACCAAGCCUGCGAUGAUUGUGAGUACACGCCGCUAGUCACGUGCGAAGAGGGAGAAGAAAAUGCGGGAAACGAAGAGCCAGUCAGAAGCGAGCCAGUUCACAGAGUAGCGGAACUACAAAGUUAA
Porites evermanni is the source of this 12181-nucleotide messenger RNA. The record is from the annotation of a GenBank genome assembly. NCBI's taxonomy places the organism in Eukaryota, Metazoa, Cnidaria, Anthozoa, Scleractinia, Poritidae.